Molecule: messenger RNA, 2877 nt
Organism: Colletotrichum navitas
Lineage: Eukaryota; Fungi; Ascomycota; Sordariomycetes; Glomerellales; Glomerellaceae
Exons: 17
Coding region: 1-2877 (958 amino acids)
Source: RefSeq, a predicted model, not a curated record
AUGACAAGGACAAGGAUUCCGAGGGUGCCCCCGCCGCCGCCGCCGCCGCCGCUGCUGCCGGCGCUGACGCCGCCCCUACAGCUGCAGCUGCGGCGCCGGAACUGUCCCCCGAGAUCCGCACGAAGCUCCGCAAGCUGGAGAAGCUGGAAAAGACGUAUCCCGAAAGGCACGGACGGUGCUAACCAUUCUGCAGAGCUCCUCCGGUCAUACCGAAUCGCCCACACCCGCGCCACAUCCAUCGAGCCCUUCGAGCGCGUGCUCAAGGAACACACCAGCGGUCUGGUCGAGUAUCUCAACUCCCUCAAGCAGAAGGAGCAGAUGAUCAUGGACGAGUACAAGCGGAAGGACGACUUCAAGAAGAAGUUCGAAGCCGCCGAGAAGGACGUCGAGAAGUUCAAGAAGGAGUCCGCCGCCCCGGCCGCCCACGACAAGCCCGACGAGGCCAAGGAGCAGGUCGACGCCGCGACCAGCACCAAGGACGACGCCGCCGUCAAGUCGCCUCUGCAGCAGGCCCUGGGCAUCUUCUCGCCCAAGCAAAAGGCGCAGGAGCCUGACGGUGCCAAGCCCGACGAGUCCGGGGGCGACUUCUUCUCCUACGACGAGGAGGCCCCCAAGUACGAGGCCGACAUGGCCGCCAAGGACGACGAGAUUGAGAAGCUCAAGGCCGAGAUCGGCUCGCUCAAGGCCGACCUCGCCUCCGCCCAGGACUCCAGCGCCGACCUUACCGAGAGGUUCGACAAGGUGACAAAGGAGGCCGGCGAACUGCGCGACAUUGCUGCCGUCAAGACAUCCCUUGAGACGCAGCUGGAAGCCAGGAACAAAGAAAUCAAGUCGCUCACAGAGCUGGAGGCCAAGCUCAAGGGCGAGGUCGAAUCCGCCAAGAAGGACGCCAAGGCGGUCCAGUCGAAGCUCAACGAGGAAGAGGCGCGUGCCAAGGAGGCCGUCGCCGCCAAGACCGAGGUCGAGAAGAAGAUCGAGACCCUGAACGGGCAGAUUGAGAACAUCAAGAAGGCAAAGGCCGAGCACGAGAAGAACAUUGCCGAGCUCACCAAGCAGCUGGAGAAGCAGCAGGCCGCCGAAGCCGCCCCGCCGGCCACCCCCACGACCCCGGGCCCUACUACAGAUACCUCUUUCCCGGGCAUGAGCAAGAACGCCAAGAAGAACAACAACAAGAAGAAGAAGAAGGCCGGCGCGGCUGCGGCAGCGGCAGCAACUGCGGCUGCUGCUACUACUACUACAACAUCCGCGACGACCGCCGGCACGGCCACGCCUCCGGCGACCGAGGAAGCAAAGGAAUCCGAUACGGAGGCCCUGGAGGCAGAGAUUACACGCCUCAAGGAGGAAGAUUCUCAGAUUGAGAGGCUGACGAAGCAGCGCAAGACGGAGGAGGAUCUCCGCGAGGAGAUCGAGACGCUGCGCGACGAAAUCGGCCAGGAACACGUGGUGGCCAAGGAGAAGAUCAAGAACCUCGAGGCGGAGAAGAAGGCGCUCGAGGCGCGGAUUGCGGAGCUCGAGAAGGAGCUCGGGUCGUCGACCGACGACGCCAAGGCCAAGGAGAAGCUGCAGAGCGAGUUCGACAAGCUGCAGAGCGACAAGUCGUCGACGCUGCAGUCGGACCUGGGCGCCGCCGAGCAGCUGGCGCAGACUCGGGCGCAGCCCGAGCUCAAGGCGCUGCGCCAGGACUCGGCCGCCCUCAAGACGGCCAAGGAGGAGCUCGCCGCCAAGAACACGGAGCUCCGCAACCUGGAGAAGAAGGAGAGGGACCUCAAGUCGGACCGGCUGGCGACGGACCGCGAGACGGAGAUCAAGUCGCUCCGCGAGAAGCUGACGGGCGAGACGAACAACCGGCUGCGGCUGGAAGAUGCGCAGCGGGUGUCGGCGCGCGACCUGCGGCGCGCGCGGGAGGAGAAGACGGCGCGGGAGCUGCAGAAGGUGCAGGAGGAGGCCAACAAGCUGCGGCCCCGGGUGCAGGAGCUCGAGGAGCAGGUGGAGAAGCUCGAGAAGGAGAAGAAGUCGCUGCAGGAGGAGGCGGACCUCAAGACGCAGCAGUACGCCAACGCGCAGGGCCUGCUCGGCAGCAUGCGCGACCAGACGGGCGAGCUGACGAUCCAGCUCAAGGAGGCGCGGGCGCAGUCGGAGUCGCUCGAGGAGGAGCUCGCCGAGAUCCAGAAGCACCUGUCGGAGCGGUCGCGCGAGGCGGAGAGGAUGCGGGGGCUGCUGGCGGACCGGGCGGACAGCAAGGCGGCGAUCGAGGAGCGGGACCGCAUCGAGGACGAGUCGAGCACGCUGGCGCGGCGCAGGGCGCGGGAGACGGAGGAGCUGAAGCAGAAGGUGCGGGACCUCGAGCGGGAGGUCAAGACGCUGGCGGGGGCCAAGGAGGAGCUCGAGGGCAAGGAGCGGGAGUGGCGCAGGCGGCGGGAGGAGCUCGAGUCGGUGGAGGAGCGGGCGACGGCCGAGGUGGAGGAGAUGCGCUCGGCGGUGUCGGACCUGCGGUCGGCGCUGGACGCGUCGGAGCAGCAGGUGCGGGAGGCGGAGCGGCAGAAGUCGGACCUGCGGCGGCUGCUGGAGGAGUCGAAGCAGCGGUUCGACAAGGUCAGCAAGGAGCUCAAGGCGGUGCAGGGCAAGCUGGGGGCGAGCGUGACCUCGGUGGACUCGAACCUGUCGGGGGGGCCGAACGGCGCGGCGUCCGGGGCGGCGGCGCCCGGGGCCUCCUCGGCGGACACCAUGUACCUGAAGACCAUCAUGUUGCAGUUCCUGGAGCAGAAGGACAACAAGCUGCGGGAGCAGCUGGUGCCGGUGCUGGCGAGGAUCUUGAAGUUUGACAAGACGGACGAGCAGAAGUGGAAGAGUGCGAUCCAGCACAUUACCGUUCGAUGA